CAGUAAUUCACUAUUCGUGUAUUCCCCUUCUCGAUCUUCUUGUAGCAGUUACCUAGUAUCCUUAUCAUGGCACAACAUGAUGAGGAAGAGUCCCUUGGUUUCCCGUAUGAUGUUUUCUUGAGUUUUAGAGGGGAAGACACAAGGGAAAAAUUUAUAGGGCAUCUUCGUAGCGCGUUGUCCCGAAAAGGGAUAAUCACUUUCAUCGAUGAUAAGAAUCUGGAGAUGGGAGAAAGCAUUUCACCUGCUCUCUCCAAAGCCAUUGAACAAUCUAGGGUUUUUAUCAUUGUGUUUUCUGAGAACUAUGCAUCUUCCAGAUGGUGUCUUGAUGAACUUGUGUUGAUCCUACAACGGUCCAAGAAUGGGCACAAGAAACAACGUGUUUUCCCAAUAUUUUACCAUGUAGAUCCCUCGGAUAUAAUGAAUCAGAGUAACCGUUAUGGUGAGCACAUGAUUGCACACCAAAACAAGCUUGGCAAAGACUCCCAAAGAGUGAAGAAUUGGAGGUCAGCUUUGACUGAAGUGAGUGGCUUCCCGGGCGACCAUUUCACCACCGGAAGCCUCAAGUCUGAAAUCAUUUUGAUUGAAGAGCUUGUAGAUAAGGUCUACAAAAAUAUAGCUCCUAAACAUUUAAAUACCGGGCAGAACCCUGUUGGACUUGAACCACGCAUAGAAGAGGUAAAGUCAUUAUUAGAGAUGAAGCCUGGUGAUAAAACUGUAUGCAUGUUGGGCAUAUACGGACUUGGGGGAAUAGGAAAAACAGAACUUGCCAAAGCUUUGUAUGACAAGAUUGUGGGAGAUUUUGAUGCUGCAUGUUUUCUUGCCGAUGUUAGAGAGAAAUCAAACAAAAUCAAUGGCUUGGAAGACCUACAGAAGACACUUUUAUCAGAGAUGUUAGAGGAGUUAGAAACUGAGUUGGGUAGUACAAGUAAAGGAAUGUAUCAAAUAAAACGCAAGCUUCAUCAAAAGAAAGUUCUUUUAGUUCUUGAUGAUGUUGAUGACAAAGAUAGAUUAGAAAAGCUGGCAGGAGGAUGUGAUUGGUUUGGUUCAGGUAGUAGGAUCAUUAUAACAACGAGGGAUAAAGAUGUGCUAAUUGCUCACAAAGUUGAGAAGAUUUAUGAAAUGAAAGAGCUUGAUGAACAACAUUCUCUUACGCUCUUUUGCCGGAAUGCCUUCAAACUAAGCCAUCCUAAAAUAGGCUUUGAUAAUGUGUCUUUGCGUGCAGUUGGUUUUGCCAAGUGUCUUCCAUUGGCUUUAAAAGUAAUAGGCUCUGAUUUGGCUAAUCUUCAUGAAGAAAGUUUAGUUGCUUGGGAAGAUGCAUUAGAAGAAUAUAAAAGGAACCCUCCAAGUAAAAGGAUUCUAGAUAUGCUCAAAAUAAACUAUGAUAGAUUGGGUGACAAUGCCAAACGGGUUUUCCUAGACAUAGCUUGCUUCUUCAAAGGGGAGAGAGUAGAAUAUGUUAAAAAGAUACUUGAGGAAUUUGGUGCAUCAAACAUUAAUGUACUUGUUAAUAAAUCUCUCCUAACUAUCGAGAAUGGUUGCUUGAUGAUGCAUGAUUUAAUACAAGAUAUGGGUAGAGAAAUUGUUAGGCAAGAGACAUCAAAACUUGGGAAACGUAGCAGAUUAUGGCAUUAUGAAGAUGUUAUCGAAGUAUUAACCGAAGAUAAUGGAAGUGACAAUAUUCAAGGGAUAAUGCUUGAUCCUCCCCAACAAGAAGUAGUAAAUUGGACUGGUAUUGCCUUUGAGGAAAUGAAAUGGCUUAGAAUUCUCAUUAUUCGAAACACAUUAUUUUCAUGUGAGCCUAAACAUCUGCCAAAUCAUUUGAGGGUGCUUGAAUGGGAAGAAUAUCCUUCAGAGUCUUUUCCAUCAAAAUUUCAUCCAAAGAAAAUCAUUAUCUUCAAUUUACCUAGAAGCCAUUUAACAUUGGAAGAACCAUUUAAGGAAAUUUUAGAGUUCCCAUUUAUUCAGAAAGUAGAUGCAAGACAUACCUCCUUAACCACAUAUACAUCAGACAUGUUAUGGUUUCAGGCAGCAAAAGGGAUGCGUGAAUUAGAAAUAGUGAUGCCUCAAACCGAGAUUCCAGAAUGGUUUGAUUUCAUUGGCAAUGGAGAGAAUCCUCGUUUCUGGGUUCGUUGCAAGUUCCCUACUUUUGCUUUAGCAUUGGUUUUCCAGGAUGUGACAGGAUCGGGGAAACAAGGUCGCCAUCAAGUUCUUCAGCUCCAACUAGUUAUCAAUGGUCAACGUGUUUCUCGUAAAAACCACAAGUUCAAAAUUGCACCAGAUCAUGUCUUAAUUUGUGAUCUACGACUUUUAUUCAGUGACGAGGAAUGGCUUAGCCUUGAUGCAUUUCUCGAGCAUGAGUGGAAUGUGGUGCAGGUUUCAUACGAAGCCUCUCCCUCAUUGACACUGAGUCGGUGGGGAGUUUAUGUGUAUGAAGAAGGAGCCAACAUGGAACAUGUCCAAUUCAUAUGUCCUGAUCCCAAGUAUUUGGACAUGCCACCAAAAGUAGUUCCUACAGAAGAAGAUCAGGAUCCUAAGAAGGUGGUAGAGAAUUUUCGCACCGACAAAGUGUUUGAAUCGACCAAGCUUGAAAACAUGGACUCUUUAAUUAAAGAGGAGGGUAAGGAUGAAUUAGAAUCCGAAGGCUCAGAUUCAGAUUCAGAAGACAUAGAUUCCUUCUUGAUGACAAUUUUCCUACAAGAAUACUAUGCUUCAGCCCCUAGCGUUCUUGAGGAUAAAAACGAUGUUCAGCAGCAGAAAGAAAAAAGGAGGAAAAUAUUCUCUGAUGGAGUAAGGGAUGGACUUGUUGAAGCACAAAAGAACUGUCCUUCCAUAAAUGUUGUCAAAACAAGAAGUGUUGCCUUAAUAAAAGGUACCAAGGUUCGAUGGAUUUCCGAAGAGCUACCCGAGGUUGUGAAGUUAUACAUUGGAGGAGUUAUCAGUGGACUCUUGGAAGCAAAGUUGAGAUUUCCUAAUUUGGACGUGUCAGAAACAAUAAGUCCGUUGUUACAUAAAGUAGGCAUGAAAGGCCUCCUUGUUGACAGAUUUGGUCAACCACGGUUGCAUCUGAUCCAACAUUUGAAUAUGGAUUAUGGGCAGCAACCAUUAACGAGGUACAUCUAUCAUGAUGGAAUUAUGGAUGGACUUUAUGAAGCUCAGAAUAGCUUUCCUUCUCUAGAUAUUAUUGAAACAAAAAAUGUUGCCUUAGACAAGAUGGCUAGUUGGAGUAAAUCAGUAUUGGGUGAGGAUGUAGUGCAGGUGUUACCCACGGUUGAAACAAGGAUAUACUCUGAUGGAAUUGUCGGUGGACUCGUUGAAGCAAAAAAAAGCUUUCCUGAUUUGAGCAUCAUAGACAUUGUAACUGCCGUGUUAUGUAGGGCAGGCAUUAUUGAAGCAUAUUUUGUAGACGACGAGACCGAAAGUUUUCAUUAUCAGAAUCUCGCGUUGAAGCGAGUAAAGGAUAGAGGGAAGGGACCAAUGAACGUGGGAGAAGCUUCAACCUCUGGUCAUGAGGGAAGUGAGGAGGAACAAGGCAGCAAUCCUCAACAGGAAGAAAUAAUGAGGGAAAUAUUCUAUGAAGGAAUUACGGAUGCACUUGUUCAUGCACGAAAUAAAUUUCCUUCUCUGGAUAUUGAUAAAACUAGAAGUGCUGCCUUUAACAAGAAGAUAUAUGGUCAUAGGGCUUUAUGGUCAUUCACACAAUUAAAAGAUGGAUUGUACCCACGUAACCCACCACCCUCGCUUGAACUGAAGACAUACAUGGAAGGAAUUGUGAAUGGACUCCUUGAAGCAAAGUUAACCUUUCCGGAUUUGGACAUAUGGGCAACACUAGAUACCUUGGAUAGUCAAAGAUUUAAAGCGUCUAUUGUGUCACUACCUUCGGUUCCAGAAUUGGAUUGGACUAACGUGAUACCUCCCCCUCCCUUGCAAACAUCCACCACGAUGAAACAACAAAGUUCGAAAUCUGAUGGUGAGAGUAAGUUGAAGGAGGAACACGAAGCAUUGCGCAAAGAGUUUGUACAACUUGAAAGUGAAGAUACUGCUUUGAAUAAAGAUAGUGACGCAGCUAAUGAUGAAUUGAUUCAGAAACUCAACAGUCAAGCUGAUGAGUUUGUUUCAAAGAAGGUAGAUUGUACUAGUGGCACGAGGAUGCACUCAGACAAUGGUUGCAAAUGUGGGAGAAAGUAUGAGAAGGUGAGUACUGUUUUGAAAGGAAAAGUUGAAGAAUUAGGGAGGCUAUAUGAUAUUGAAAUUGAAAGCUACCAGAAUUCAGAGGAGUUUCAAGAUCUGAUGAAAGCGGUAUACUUGAACGGACAAAAGGAUGGAAUCGUUGAAGCACAGACCCUCUUAUUUGCUCAAGACAUGGACACAAAAACACCAUUGUUUAAGGAGAAUGAGGAACAUGUUAUUGAUGAGGUUGUUGAUGAUGAAAUCCUAAAUGUAGCAGGUGUUCCCAGUCCUACUAGUCCAGAUGCUGUCAAUGACAACCCCCAUCCCGAGUCUUAUAAUCUUUCUGGCUUAGAGGAAUCUUUCAAUUGGUUUGAAUUUGUUUAAGAGAGGUAGCAAAUGUAAAAUGAUGUUGUUAUGUUAGAUUCUACUAUAUGUCGCCUCAGUGAUAUAUGUUAAACCAGUAUAAUUUUUUCUUUGUCUUUUAUCAUUAUAAUUAACCCGUAUCUUGUUUUUAAGAAGGGUUUGUCCUUAUUUUUAGUGGAUUCUCAGUGGUGCAUGCAGGAGGCACACGUUUGAAAAAGUUAA
Molecule: messenger RNA, 4752 nt
Organism: Cajanus cajan (pigeon pea)
Lineage: Eukaryota; Viridiplantae; Streptophyta; Magnoliopsida; Fabales; Fabaceae
Biological process (GO): signal transduction; defense response
Molecular function (GO): ADP binding
Source: RefSeq, a predicted model, not a curated record